UAUGAUUAUCUUGGAACCCUAAGCCCCCCAUUCGAAGUUCCGAGAUGCGGCUGCAGCCCAGUAUUUCACUUCCGCCAGGGUCCAACGCGAGACUACUCUGAAUAGGUACUUUGUGCUUAGAUACAUAGACGGUACUUCCUUCUGCAACAGUGCUUUGAACUUCGAUUGUCACUCCUUACGCGACAGCAGCCACCAUGCUGCUGAGACCCGUGUCGUUUCUCGAUAUCGCCGUCUUCUUAUUUUUCCUCUUGUUCUACCUCUUGCGCGACUUGAACAUCGUCAAAAUUGUCCGCUGUGGCCUAUCUGCUCUCCCUUUUCUGAUCAUCAAGCUCCCACUCCAGCUUCUGAAGGAGAGAUGCUUCACAUCAAAGGAGUUGCAGAUGCGGUAUACUCGGCGCACCACCGUAUUCCAGGAUGUGGCUGUCAGAUGUAUCCGCUGGGCAUUUACGAAUAUUCCGAGUGAUGUCGGCAGGGUGUUCCUCAGUAAAGGCAUCGCGGUGCCGUACCUGAAGUUCCGCAUGUUGCGCUCCGGGUUUAUCCCUGGAAGAUCAUGUCCCACCUGGGUCGAAAUCAAUGAGCGCGACUUCAAGGGCCUCUGGAUAUCAUACUCUCCUGACGCACGACCGGACAUAGUAAUCUACUACAUCCACGGCGGCGGCCUAGCAAUGGGAAGCAGCCACUUUUACCUGGAAUUCCUCCUUACGUGGGUCAGCGUCCUCAAGUCUAGCGGCUUCCACAACCCCGCAAUAUUCACGCUGGAGUAUACCCUCGUGCCAGACGAAAGCUAUCCGUUCCAACUUCACGAGACGCUCGCAGGCUACAACCACGUGCUCUCGCGCAUCGAGGAUCCCAGAAGCGUCGUUGUCUCUGGGGACAGUGCCGGUGCGCUGCUGGUGCUGAGUAUGCUCCUCUACCUCGGCACCAAAGCGCGCAGCGAGAAGCCGCUGUUCGCCGCGUUGAUCUCACCAUGGACGCACCUCGUCUCGCAUAAAAACAUCAACACGGCUAGCGACUUCCUCGACUCGGAGGUGCUGAACGCCUACGGCCUUCAAUACGCCGGAUCGGAGGACCCCAGUGACCCCUUGAUCUCUCCCGGCGACUGCGAAGACACCGCGCUGUGGGCGGAAAGCAUGCCGCGGCAAGGAGUGGGGUUCUAUUACGGCUCCGAAGAGGUGUUUGUCCCGGGCAUCAAGGGCCUGAGUAAGCGUCUGGCGGGCGUUGGGAGGGUGCUGAGUAGACAGGACGAGGCGGUACAUGCGUGGCCGAUUGCGGCGAUGUUUCUGGAGACGGAGGAGGCCGCGAGGAGGAAGGGGCUGCUGGAGAUUUCGGCUGAUAUCGUGGAGGCUGUGCGUCGCGAGCGAUAGAUGGACGCCAGUGGGUAAACUCGUGGGAUUGAGAGGAGGCGAUGGUCAUUUCGUUGGAUUGCAGUGUCGAAAAGGGGCAGAUCAACUGUUAGAUAUACUGAUGUAUACGCGUACAAAACUGUUCAUAUAUG
Molecule: messenger RNA, 1495 nt
Organism: Tricharina praecox
Lineage: Eukaryota; Fungi; Ascomycota; Pezizomycetes; Pezizales; Pyronemataceae
Product: Alpha/Beta hydrolase protein
Exons: 4
Coding region: 195-1364 (389 amino acids)
Source: RefSeq, a predicted model, not a curated record